Molecule: messenger RNA, 14630 nt
Organism: Ooceraea biroi (clonal raider ant)
Lineage: Eukaryota; Metazoa; Arthropoda; Insecta; Hymenoptera; Formicidae
Gene: HERC2
Product: E3 ubiquitin-protein ligase HERC2
Biological process (GO): protein ubiquitination
Molecular function (GO): ubiquitin-protein transferase activity; zinc ion binding
Source: RefSeq, a predicted model, not a curated record
AAUAAUAUAUAAGCAAGAUGAACAGUCAGUUAAACAUAACAGUUAGACCAGAAGUAAGAUUAGAUGCCAAGUGGUUGAAGACUGACCUGCAACGAUUUCUUUAUCGCGAUGGAUUGGCUGAGUUAUGGAACGAGAUGGUACGGGAUGGUGAGAUUGUUGGCUCGUUUAGUGAUGGUUUAAUUAAUGCAGCAGGAGUGGUGGCGAAAAAAGGUUUUUCGGGUCAUUAUUAUUGUGGUAUGAGAGUAUUAUCUUGUGUCUGCUGUGAUGGAAUUUGCGGUCCUCAACAGGGUUGUAAUUGUACUUCUUGUCAAAAAUUGGAUGAGGAGGAAACUGUGAGGACAACAGCGAUGGUUGAAAAGCCUAUAUCUACCCGGCGAAUAAUGGAUUCGUGGCUUUGGGGACCCCAACCAUCAUUAACAGAUUUAAAAGAGUGUAUCAAUUUAUCGAUAAAAGAACAACGGAAGCUAUGUUGCGAUGUUGCAAAUAGCACAUUAUCGGCGACACGCUUAAGACAACGUUUAAUAGUCGCCCGGAGAUAUUUUAUCGCUUUAUCUCGACAUAAACCACAGGAAAUCAAGGAUAUCUCGAAUUUACCAAAGCCUAUUGGAAAGUUACAGAAAACGAUACGACCUAAUGAAAAAGCGACAUUAGGAUUAGCGCGCGUUGGUUCACGCGCGGCCCUCAAUUUCUCCUUCGCGUACUUAAGACGAGCAUGGAGAUCCGGAGAAGACGUCGAAUUCUGCAGCGAAUUAUUGACCGAAUCGUUGGAGGCAUUGCAAUCGUUACCCGAAGCGACGCUCUUCGAUGAGACUAACGUUUCUCAAGUUUGGUUGGAGGUUGUGGAAAGAUCAGCGAAAUUUUUGAGACAAGUUGUCACGGGAGAAGUAACCACUGGACGAUCAUGGCGACCAGUGCCGUUAUCGGAUCAGCAUAUAGCCCUGUGUUUGUUGUUAGAACUGGUUGCCCAAAGAGCCACCCUCUCAAGUUUACUGGACUCUGUGGUUUUAUUGCUCCAUCUCAGUGGUAAGCACAAAAAUCAAGACAAUCGCGUCACCCCACCUGGCAGCACGGCGCCAUUGGUUCCACUGUUACGACGAUUGAACAUGAUACCGGCGACGAAAUCGCGCAGGCAUCUCGACGGGAAUGUUACGCCGGGACCGUGCGAAGUGUUACUUAAAUAUUUGCGACUGCCGGACGAUGAUGCUGUGUCCGUCGAUUUAAGGAAAGCCGCGGUCAUCAUAAUGUGCAAUUUAAGUAGACUAGCUGCGCCUCUCUUACCACCCGCCAACGCUGAGCACGGAUUCCCAAGAAAUACCAGGCAAACAUUUCAGGAAGUGUUGGCCUGGGGUGGCGUGAAAUUUGGGAAUGGAUCCGCUCCCUUCUAUUGUGAUGCUAUCGCGGAGUUGAGCGUGAAACAACUGUGCUGCACUGAGCGGGCGCUGAUGAUACUGUCGUUGAACGGUAACGUUUACACCAUGUAUCAUGGGUCUGAAACUCAGUAUCCGCAACGAAUUUAUGGCUUCUCUGAUAAAUCGGUGACGAUGAUCGCGUCUCACUCGGACGGCAAGCACUAUCUGGCGUUAACGCAGGACGGCUGCGUAUACUCUUGCGGCAACGGAGAUGGCGGUAGACUUGGACAUGGUGACACGGUCUCACACGACGAACCAAAAUUGAUCGAGGCUCUCCUAGAGAAGAACAUCGUGUACAUAGCGUGCGGCAGUACGUACUCGGCGGCGAUAAGUGCCAAUGGCGAGUUAUACACCUGGGGAAGAGGUAAUUACGGUAGAUUGGGUCACGGUAAUUUCGACGAUGUCAUGAUUCCAACUUUAGUGACGACGCUGAAAGGCCACACGGUUAUACACGUGGCCUGCGGUAACAGCGAUGCACAGACCUUGUGCGUGACUGCGUCCGGUAUAGUUUUCUCGUGGGGAGAUGGCAGUUAUGGGAAAUUAGGCAGAGGAGAUUCCGAUGGCUCCAAGACACCAAAGAUCGUCGAUAAGCUGCUGGAUAUCAACGUGGUGAAGGUAUUUUGCGGUGGUCAGUUCUCCGCGGCAUUGACAGCACACGGAGAGGUGUACACGUGGGGAAAGGGUGACGCGUAUCGAUUAGGUCACGGUAGCGAGGAGCACGUUAAAUAUCCCAAAGUUAUCGAAUCGUUGAGGGACAAGAAGAUUAAAGACCUAUGUGUAGGCGCCACGCAUAUAUUGGCAUUGACCGAAGAUCAGUUCGUUUAUGGAUGGGGUAGAAAUGACUACGGUCAAAUUGAUCCCACGUUGUGUCCCGUCGUUUCCGAGCCUACAUUAUGCCCAACGUUAUCCUCGAAGACUGUCAUCGGUUUGGCAUCAGGCCCGACACAGAGCUUCGCCUGGUGCAUGUCGGCGUGGUCGGGCGGAGCUAGCAGAGUGGCAUUCGUAGUCGACAUAUGCGAGGAGACUUUCCAAUUGCUCGACACGCUUCUAGUUAAGUCCUGUGAAGGCCUACCUGGAAUACGGCCACCCACACAGGACCGCGAGUGUUUGGCGGUGGCUACGCUCAAUUUGUUCCGAUUGCAGUUACAUACGAUGUUGACGCACAACAUUGAUCCCAAGUCCGUCGGGUUUGCUGCCAACAGUUCGCUGUUGAAUUCGUUGAAGCAACGUUGCGUUAAUCUGGCGAGCGCGACGGGAAUCUUAGCUACGAUUCAAGAAGCUGCGCAAGCGGUUCUGCAAACAGGUUGGAGCAUAUUGUUGCCGACAGCUAAUGAGCGUGCGAAGACACUUUCCAGCUUCUUGCCAAAUAAUUCUAACAAUAUGGAGCAAUCGAGCUCGGCGAAUAACAAUGGACAGCGAUUUAUGGCUGAUUUAUUGGUAUCCAGUCUAAUGGCAGAUGGCGGAUUGGAAUUGGCGUUGAAAGCCGCGAUUAAAGCGGAGAUAGCUGAUAUGCCGGACGAAAAGGAUAUUCUCGACGUAGGCACAUCGAAUGUCGUCAAAGCGAAGAUCGAAACGAGGCAAGGCAUGAAGGAUGGCUUUAAUUCCGGGAAGAACAUCACGACCGUCUCGUUGCUUCAGCUUAUACAGCAGUUAAUUAGAAACGGCACGUGCAUCACGCAAUCCAGACUGCAGCAGGUCUCGUCGCAGCAAGUAGACCGAAACGAGUAUCUGCGAAGAUUCGAUAAUUCGCCGAGUUUGAAUCUCCUGCUGCGUUUUCAGCGAUUGCUGAUCGCGCAAGUGUACGAGUGCAUUAUGCGUAAGUCACGCGCGGAGGAUCUACACGAUCAAGAAAUGAUGGGCGCGGAAUCGCUGUUGAAGAAGUACAUCGCGCAGAUUUGCGAUCACGCGACCGAGAUAUUACCAUUGGCAGCCGAGAUAGGCGGUCGUUCUGUCAAGGAUUUCAUAUCCAUCGCCAGCGUCUUGAAAGGCGACAUCAUUAACGUGUUACUUUCCGAACUCGUAACAUGCCUGAUAUUGUUGCAAGUGGAUUAUCCCAUGUUGCUGAUCGAUAUGAAUUGGAUGGAAGUGAUCGCACCGAUUCUGGAUGUGCUGGAUCAUUUCGUGAAAUUGGCGCCGACGAUGGAGAAGAACGAAGCAGACGAUUUGUCCUGGCCAGGAAUCAUCGCACCGCCACAUGGAAACAAGAUGUCCAUGCAAGAAGAACCUUCGCUGAUACGCUGGGCGGACCUGGAGAAUCAUAAUCGCGAUGGCGGUCUCUGGGUAGUCGUAAAUAACAAUAUUUACGAUGUACAGGAUAUCAGAAGCGAAGGUUCCUGGUCACCUUAUGAGGUUCUUCAAAGGUACGUUGUCGGGCGGGACGAAACUUCAACAGUAACGCAAUGUAGCGCGCUGUAUGGUCAGCUAUCACCACCACGAGGCAUGAUGGAUUCUUGCUUCGUGGGCCAUUAUUGCCAAGCCGACCCCGAUGAGAACGCGCGAGUUACGAUCGAGGUGACCGACGUCUGCUCGUCUCUUCUGGACACGGAAAGAGCACUGGGAUUUCUACUGGGCUUGCACGCUUAUCGAAUGCGGCAGAGUUUGAGGCUUCAACCAGCCGAAAAGGAAGCCGGCGUGUGGCUCACUGCAAAUUUCCUGCGCGGUGGCUUGCAAGUCCUGCAACCACCAAAUCCGUACGAGGAAGAAAAGGAUGAAGCGAGAAGCAACACGUCGACCGCUGCUAAUUCGCCCACGGAACCACCACUUCCGGUGCACACGAAGAACGAACAGCAAAAGGAGAGCAACGACCGGACGAUCGCGUUUAUACACGCAUUAGCGGAAGCGCAUAAAACCGACGACAACCACGUUCGAGCGUUUCUAACGAUCGUCGACAGAUACUCCAAGGCUAAUAAUCUGUUUUCCCAUACUGAUUUUUGCGGCGAUCAUCCUGUCGAAGAGAUUAGUCGCGUUCUAAUGGCUGUGAUUAUAAAACAUCUCGGUUUGGGGCAGCAGGCGCUUGCGUUAGCGGACCAGGAAUUAAGAACCGUUAAUAGCGCAAGAUUGACCAAUCAAUUGGCGGAUAUGGUGCGAGCGAUUUAUCAGACCAAGUGGAACUUGGUACGAAUCAGGCAACAGCAGAACAGAAGUUAUAAGGAGGUUUGCGCGCCCGCGCAAGAAAGAUGCAGAUUUCUUUUGUAUGAGGUCAGAUCCGCAACGAGUUAUGAGGUGAAAGGACUUGAAGAGUUGAAGCUACUUCAUACCGUCCCUAGAUUCAAAAAAGCCGCUUGCACUGUUAUAGCGGAUAUCCGUAAAAACAAAGACUCGUCUGGCGGAGGCGGCAAGCCGGAGGAUAUCUUGAACGCAUCUAUACAAAAUGCAAAAACAAAAAACAAAUUAGAUGGAGAUGUGACGUCUUCUUCCAAGGAAGGUUUGAUCGUCGCGGCUGCCUCUUCUUCUUCUUCCGCGAAACUGGAAGAUAUAUCGGACAUAAAGAAUAAAAUUAUGCAAAUCACUGAGAAAAUUCGAUGCGAACCACAGUGCGUGACUACCGACUGUAACGGCUUAAUGACGAACAUUAUAGAAUUCGUCGUGAAUAACGGCAUCAGCGGAGACGUCGAGACGCUCCGUCGUGCGAUGUACUGUCAAAUGCAACGCGCUCGAAUACGGGAGCAAGGUAUCUCGAUAAUGGAAGAAUUAUUGAGAAGAGAUUAUCUAGUGCCAUCAGUUAGGUAUGCAUUACUUAAUGGCUGGCUCGGUUUGACCUACGAGAACAAGUCUCUCAGUGAUGGUAUUAUGCAUUGCCUUCACGAUAUACAACUAACGACUCCCUAUCAAAAAUCCAAAGUUAUCCUGACCGAGGCUAAAGUAAUUUCAUGGGCGAUACAAGCUUUACGAACGUAUAUUAUACAAGCGGAGCUUCCGAGCAAGCAAAAGGUCAGUGGCAAGAGCAGCUUGAAUCAAGGUACUUACACUUGGCUGCGAAAAUUACCGAGAGCAAGAUUUUUACUGACUAUCCUCGGAAUGUUAACUAAUUAUCAAUGCGCCAACGAAAUCGGGCUAUUAGUUAAUUCAGGUCUACUGUCGAGCAUACUGACUUUAUUACGACAAAUCGGGCCAUCGUCGGGGAAUUUUUGCGAAGGUGGCGAAGGCCAAGGACAACAAGGUGGAGAUGCUAACGCGUCCAAAGUUAAAACGGAAAUCAUAGCUAUCUACGAAGAUACUCUUCAGAAGAAUAAGCCGCCAACCGUGCAACUUAGUGGAAUGGAACUGGCAGCGUUGAUGAAAAUCGGUACUCGAGUUGUACGAGGAGCUGAUUGGAAAUGGGGCGAUCAGGACGGUCCACCACCUGGCGUAGGUAGAGUUAUUGGUGAGCUUGGUGAAGAUGGAUGGAUAAGAGUUCAAUGGGAUAACGGUGCGACGAAUUCAUACCGCAUGGGUAAGGAAGGCAAAUAUGAUCUAAAACUAGCUGAUCCACCGGUGCCUCCUGAUGACGACACCGAUGAAACCGAUAGUGAUGCUUCGCUCGACGCGAAUAAAAUGGAGAACGCAGGUGCCCGCGGUGAAGAAUUACAUCCAACUAUUUGCCUCAAGUCGGCAUCGACAACUUUGCUGCGGAUAAUCCUGCUCUCCUGUGGUAUAGAAGCGGAUAAAAUACCGGCGACGUCUGUCAAAAUUCUUACUUCCACUCUGCACGGCAUAGUGUUGACCGCAAACAGAUCUGGUGAAUCAACCAUGCAUGCUCAACUGGCGAGACAGCAUCACGAAACUUGGGCUACUUUUAGUCUCUUAAGGGCGAUCGCGAAGUCCACGAGAUUGUGCAAGUCUUUAAGUUCGCAAACUUGGCUCGAUCUUCUUUUGAAUAUCAUCAUUGAUGAGAAUAAACCCUGCCUUGAGAAGCAGAUCAUGAUCACGAAACUGCUGUCAGCUGUUUUACCUUCAUGGGGAAAGGAGACGAUUCUGACAGAUAUGAUACAAUUCUUGGAAAAAUCCUUCGAGAUAUUAGGUCAAGUGGCUCUCGCGUGCGAUAUUACUUCCGGCUCCGAACUUCAUUCGAACAAGUGCCGUAUGUCCGUGACCGCAUCGUACAGUUCUACCGUAGCCGAAGAAUUAAUAUGGUUAAUUAGGUUUUUACACACUCUUCCUGGCUGGAACGAAGCUAUAAAUCGAUUUCUCUCUGCGAAGUUGGCUCUAACGGCGGAUCUUCUGAGCGAUGGACCGUUAUUUCACAUACAAAUGAAUGAAAACGGUGGCGAAAAUAGCCUGUGCAUUCAACGGACAGUUAUGGCGACUCUUAUUGUCAUUGGUGGUUUGGAUAACCGAAUAAGAAUAGGGGGUUUGGUGAAUUGCGAUAGUGAAGUGGGAACAGUAUGCAAAUUUACCAAGCACUCGAAGAUCGUUGUACAAUUAUGGAAUGGCAACGGCACACGUAAGGUAGUUCCAUUUCACACAGUGAAACGAAUUAACGAGAAGUUCCAGUUAGACAGGAUGCCACUAACGGAUUCGCUUAUAUCUAUUUGGGCAAAUUUGCUCCUAGGUACUACUUGCGGUGUGGAUAAACGACCUGGUGGUAUGCCGGUCAUCGCUGGCGUGGUGAACGCCUCGAUAUUACGAACCCAGCAGCAGCAACUCGCGGCCUUGAACGCUGGAAAGGCAAUGCUCGCCUAUCAAUCAAAAUUGCGGAGAAUUUUGAAAUAUCCUUUGUCUAGUGACAUCAAUGACGAUGAGAGAACGCGUGCUUCCACGCUCUUGCAAGAAAUGCUAUUACGCGCUACUAAACCGCAGCCAUUGAAACCAAUAUUUAAGCGUAGAGAAUUAGAAGAGGCCGCUCUGGCAGUUUCCCAGUAUUUGGUUUCCGAGUUGAGGCACACGCCUAUUCAACGGACUGGCAUGACUUCGGAUCCUACUACACCUACAUCAGAUUGCUCGUUAGUGUCGUUAACGUCAAGCCAAAAAAGACAUUGUAAAAACAACGCAGUAGCAAAAAGAAGCUCCACGGCGGCACCUAUGAACCCUUUUGUAGCUCAAAUAGUCGAGAUGGGUUUUCAUAGGAAGAGCGUCGAAUUAGCUAUCAUACACCUGAGUGUCGCUGAUCAAAGCAGUAUAACAGCUGAAAGUGUAGUAGGCUGGUUGCUGGAAAAUCCAGACGCCCUUAGCGACACUGAAACUUUAUCCAGCCUGGAAGGACUGACUGACGGUAGCGAUGAUUCAGUUAGUGAGGAUCUGGACGAUUCUCCAUCGGGACAAGAAGGUGCUGCUGCUGUAGGCGGUACACCGCUGUACAUGAAGCGAUCAGAUUUCUUGUCAGUUGACGAAUACGCGAUUUACGUGCGUGAUAACGUAAUUCCAGGCAUGUUGGUACGAUGCUGCAAGAGCUACGAAGAAGUGGAAUACGGUGAUGUCGGUCAAGUGGUCAAAAUCGAUGCAGAAAAUCUGCACGAUUUAAACGCGCAAGUUUCAUGGCAACGCAAAGGUGGCACCUACUGGGUACGUUUUAUCCAUAUAGAAUUACUAGGCUAUCCACCGUCCUUACCGGGUCCUCCACCCGCAUUGAAAGUCGGCGAUAAAGUCAGAGUCAAAGCGUCAGUGGUUGAACCAAAAUACAAUUGGGGCUCCGUAAAUCAUCACUGCGUCGGGGUAGUCACGGCGAUAACUAAUAACGGCAAAAAUGUAUCCGUAGAUUUUCCGCAACAGCACGGUUGGACUGGCUGCAUUACAGAGAUGGAGAAAGUACCAUCGUGUCAUCAUUCCGUGAUUUGCAACUCGUGUUGUUUGUCACCAAUUUCCGGCCCUAGAUUCAGGUGCAAAUACUGCGAUAAUUAUAAUUUGUGUGAGAAUUGUUUCUACACCAAGCGAUCGCAUCGACAUGGUUUCAAUAGGAUCGCAGAACCUGGCUCAGCAGCUGUUUACGCUGGAAAGCCAGGAAGAUACCACAGGCAAGAUCUAUCAGAAUCGUAUCUGAUCGACGAUUGGUCCAAAUGCAUCAGAACCCUCAGUGUAUCCUCACGAGAGAAUUGGGCAACGCGUUUGGUAGACGGAUCCGGCAAAUAUUGGCAAAGUUGCGGCUCGCAGGGUAAGCAUUGGAUUCGCCUAGAAAUGUUACCUGGGAUCCUGAUACAUUCCUUGAAGAUCAUUGUCAAUUCGCAGGAUAGUAGUUAUAUGCCUUCCGUAAUAGCGGUUAAUGUGGGAGAUUCUUUCACCAAUUUAGUGGAAUUAAGAAGAAUAAACAUACGUUACUUGGACACCAGUGUUACACUGCUUCAGGAUAUGAAAGAAUAUUAUCCAUGCGUCGAGAUAGCAAUAAAACAAUGUCGAAAUGGAGGCAUAGAUUGCAAGAUACACGGCUUGCGCAUAAUUGGUCGUCACAAUAUUCUUGAGAAUCAGCUGACGGCUUCGGUCUCUUUUCUUGCGUCUGAUUGGGAAGUUUUACAAGAACAGAUUCCAAUACAACGCAAUACUGAUAUGCCACCUCAGCAAUCGGCCGUUUACGUUUGGGGUUUGAACGACAAGGAUCAAUUGGGCGGUUUGAAAGGAUCUAAAAUCAAGCUACCAAUAUAUAGCGAAGUGUUAUCAAAACUGAAGCCGAUCCACAUAGCUGGCGGGAGCAAGACUCUUUUUAUCGUCAGCCAAGAGGGUAAAUUGUAUGCUUGCGGAGAAGGAACGAACGGCAGACUAGGCCUAGGAGACGAUAACAACGUGUGUGAACCGAAACCUAUACCUUUCCUAAGUCAGUUUGUGAUCAAGAAAGUGGCGGUACAUUCAGGUGGUAAGCACGCGUUGGCGCUCACGCAAGAUGGUAAAGUAUUCUCGUGGGGAGAAGGCGAAGACGGAAAACUGGGACAUGGAAAUUGCGUGUCGUUGGAUAAACCGAAGCUGAUUGAGGCAUUGAAAUCAAAGAGAAUUCGAGACAUCGCCUGCGGAUCGGGACAUUCGGCAGCGAUAGCGAGUAACGGUGAGUUGUACACCUGGGGCUUAGGUGAAUACGGUAGAUUAGGUCAUGGAGACACCGCCACGCAAACAAGACCAAAACUGGUGCAAACCUUAGUUGGACAGAGAGUGGUUCAAGUAGCCUGUGGCAGCAGAGAUGCACAAACAAUGGCCUUGACCAUCGAUGGCUGUGUAUACUCUUGGGGCGACGGUGACUUUGGAAAACUCGGUCGAGGUGGAAGUGAUGGUUGUUACGUGCCCAUGUCGGUGGAGCGAUUGAACGGUUUAGGUGUUGUGCAAGUUGAAUGCGGUGCGCAGUUUUCUCUUGCUCUUACGAAAUAUGGCGAAGUGUGGACGUGGGGAAAAGGAGACUACUUCCGAUUGGGUCACGGUAAUGAUCAUCAUGUCAGGAAGCCUACGUUAGUCGAAGGCCUUCGAGGUAAAAAGAUUAUUCAUGUAGCCGUUGGCGCGUUACAUUGCCUCGCUGUGACUGAUAUAGGACAAGUAUACGCUUGGGGUGAUAAUGACCACGGACAACAGGGCAAUGGCUCAACGAGCGUUAAUCGAAAACCGUCGCUAGUACAUGAGUUAGAGGAUGCAAGAGUAAACAGAGUGUCUUGUGGUUCAAGUCAUAGUGUAGCUUGGGUAUUAGUUGAUCAGCCUAGCAGUGGUAAUCAAGAACCAGUUAUGUUUCCAACGGCGAGAGAUCCGCUGGGCCAGCAAUGUUUAGGUUUGAAUAAUGUAGCGGAACAAAACGGUACGGUUGCUACGACAAACAAUGUUGCCACCGCCAGACCUUCGCUCGCCAGUAUAAUACUUUCACUGGAAAGCAACGUUGCCAAACAGCAAGCAUUGCAACAUGUGAUUAAUGCUCUUCUCAUUAUGCAAGCACGAACUGCAAUAGUUACAGCUCUGCAAAGUCAUUCAACCUUGAAUAGUUGCUCGUCUACGAAACUCGUGAUAGCGCCGACAACGGAUAUGAUCCCACCGUCAGAAGGAGCCAUGACAUCGAGCACCGAGCAUGCGGUUUAUCAAAAUGUCGGUGACAUUGCUCAAGGCGGAGGCGAAGCUCCGGCAAAUGUUGCCGAGGUUGUCAACGUCGUAGCCACCAGUCCUAAGAUGACUCCCGAGUCGGAAGAUUAUCCAUUAGCCAUGUUAGCCAUGUCAAUGUCUAGCUCCGCUAGUUUAUCCUCGCGCGCUUCGAGAAUGUCAACGAGUGCAAUGAGUGUCAUAGCAGCUACCUUAACGUCUAAUGCACAGGUGGUAGGCGAAGACGGUGCUACAGCGUCUGGUUUGGAUGAGUUUACGUCAGCGCUAACGGAAGACGAUGCCAGAGUCUUGGUAGAUCUAUUAAAAUUGGCAAUAGCUAAUAGAGUUUGCGCAUCGGCAAAAGAGACGAUAUCAUCGGUCUUGAUCGCUCUAGGGAAAGUAAAUAGUUUCAUCGGUAGUAUGCUUCUGGAACUAUGCGUUACGGAAUUGGAAGACACUGCAGCGAAUAGCAACAGUAUCAAUAAUACACCACAACCCGUGGUGCAAGAAACGCCACAUCCUUAUAUAGAUGAUACCACAUUGACCGGUCACGUGAAGAUUCUUGGCGCAGAAGAACUCCGAAUAGAAUUUGACCGGCAAUGUUCCACGGAGAAGCGGCACGAUCCGCUCACAAUAAUGGACGGAAGUGGCCGAGUAGUAGCCGUUAGAUCGGGCAGAGAAUGGACGGAGUGGGGUCCAGAAAUCAAGAUCCAAGGAGAUGAACUGAAGUGGCGAUUCUGUUCCGACGGGUCCGUCAACGGUUGGGGCUGGAAGUUUACAGUCUAUCCUAUUAUGACGAAAACGGCACCGUAUGAGCUCGGAUCCGACAGAGCAGUCUUGUCGCAACCGACCAUAGCUCUGGCUGAACAUCUUCUCAUGGAUAACAGCCUGAUAAACUCUGACAAAAAUGUCGCUUCUCGUUUGGCCACUGCUUUAGGCCAGUGCAGUCAGCUGAGUACACUAUCAGCACAGCAGAGAAUGUGGGCGUUGAGGAAGUUGCAGAUAGUCUACACAAAUGGACCAGGUAUAAAGCCUGAGGUGGCGCUUUCUUCUCUACUCAGCUCCUUACCUCAAGCACUUCUACGACAGUACACGUACGAGGAUCCGCUGGUCAGAGGUGGCAAACAGCUGAUGCACAGCGAUUUCUUCAAAGUUCUCGUAGCACUCGCGUGCGAUCUCGAAUUGGACGGAAUGCAAUUCUGUUCCGAGAUGCACAAGUGGUCCUGGUUCCGCAGGUAUUGCCUUGCCGCACGAGUGGCAAAAUCACUCGUCAAUCGCACACCAUUACCGAAGGCAUUUUGCCACGAGGUCACGAAGCAACUGAACGAGAUGGCAGUGGACGGGGACGUGGAGUAUACGAAGGAUCACGAGAAUCACAGCAUAUUUAAGCAAGGGCACGAUGAACAAUUGCUGCAAUGGCUGAACCGUCGACCGGAAGACUGGACACUGUCGUGGGACGGAUCUGGUGCAAUUUACGGAUGGGGUCACAAUCAUCGAGGGCAAUUAGGUGGUCUUGAGGGUCCGAAAGUCAAACUACCCGCACCGUGCGAAAGUCUAUCUGCACUCAGACCUAUCCAGCUGGCUGGAGGUGAACAGACUUUGUUCGCUGUAACAGCCGAUGGAAAAGUCUAUUCGACAGGUUACGGAGCUGCGGGUCGUCUCGGAAUCGGAGGAACGGAUUCUGUUAUGAUACCAACACUAUUGGAAUCAAUACAGCAUGUGUUCAUAAAGAAGGUGGCUGUUAGUUCCGGAGGCAAGCAUUGUCUCGCCCUGAGCUCGGAAGGUCAUGUGUAUUCUUGGGGCGAAGGCGACGAUGGCAAGUUAGGACAUGGCAAUAAGGUGUCUUACGAUCGGCCGAAAUUGAUCGAGGAUCUACUCGGCGUAGAAAUUGUAGAUAUAGCUUGUGGUGGUCAUCAUAGCGCCGCAAUUACUAGUGCUGGUUGGUUGUACACAUGGGGAAAAGGACGUUACGGACGUCUCGGACACGGUGAUAGUGAUGAUCAGUUACGACCGAAGGUAGUGGAGGUUCUGCAAGAUUACAAAGUAAUCGAUGUAGCUUGCGGAAGUGGCGAUGCGCAAACGCUCUGCGUAACCGACGAUGAUAACGUGUGGAGUUGGGGCGAUGGAGAUUACGGGAAAUUAGGUAGAGGUGGCAGUGACGGAUGCAAGGUGCCAUUGAAGAUAGAUUCCUUGGCUGGACUUGGCGUAAUUAAAGUUGAAUGCGGCAGUCAAUUUUCAGUCGCUUUAACGAGAUCCGGAGCAGUCUACACAUGGGGAAAAGGCGAUUAUCAUCGUCUCGGCCACGGAACAGAUGAUCACGUGCGCAGACCACGUAAAGUGGCAGCGUUGCAAGGAAAAAAGAUCAUUUCAAUAGCAACAGGCUCGUUGCACUGCGUCGCGUGUUCCGACAAAGGAGAGGUCUUCACUUGGGGUGAUAACGACGAAGGUCAACUCGGUGAUGGCAGCACGAGUGCGCUUCAUAGGCCGAGACUAGUGCAUGCGUUGCAAGGCAAGAAAAUCACGAGGGUUGCUUGUGGCAGUGCGCACACGCUAGCUUGGAGCACCGCGAAAGCUACGCAGAGCAAAAUGCCAGUGUCUACGCCGAUGGAAUACGAUCUGGUUAAAGAACUACCAUUUUCCGUGCUACGCAAUAGACUGGUAUUGCUGCAUCAUUUCGCGGAACUCCUGUGUCCUGCCUUGGCCAUGUUUCCGAUCAUCGGUCACAUCGGACUGAGUAAGCUGGCUCCUAUGCUGGUGUACAGUAUAAAGGAAGCGACAUUCCGCAAGGUAAUUCAAGCAACGAUGGUCAGAGAUCGUCAGCAUGGUCCCGUGAUUGAAUUGAACCGGAUACAAGUGAAAAGGGCUAGAGCGAAAGGCGGAUUAGCUGGACCGGAUGGUAUCAAGUCUGUCCUCGGCCAAAUGAUAUCGAAAAUGUCCCUCCUGACACAAGACGUGCUGUUUUUACCUCAUAGAGUAUGGAAAGUGAAAUUUGUUGGGGAAAGCGUCGACGAUUGUGGCGGUGGUUACAGCGAGAGCAUCGCGGAGAUGUGUGACGAAUUGCAGAACGGUUCCUUGCCACUGCUCAUACCCACACCGAACGGCCGUGAAGACAAUGGCACAAACCGAGACUGUUUCUUGUUGAACCCCAUGGCCGAUUCUCAAUUGCAUAUGAAUAUGUUUAAAUUCUUAGGCAUCCUGAUGGGCAUUGCCAUACGUACGGGCAGCCCGCUGAGUUUAAAUCUAGCCGAGCCAGUUUGGAAGCAACUUACCGGUAUAUCUCUGACACCUGCAGACCUAACGGAGGUCGACAGGGACUACGUUCCUGGCUUACUUUGUAUCAGAGAUAUGGAUCCCGACGAGAAAGUCUUUCAAACAUUAGAAAUGCCAUUUUCCACACCAUCCGCUGCGGGACAUGAUGUAGCACUAUCUAACAGAUAUCUUAAGAUAACACCAGAAAAUAGACAUGAAUACGUAAGAUUGGCGCUAGAUUAUAGACUGCACGAAUUUGAUGCCCAAGUAGAAGCUGUACGAGAAGGUUUAUCGAAGGUUGUUCCUGUGCCCCUAUUGGCAUUGUUUAGUGGUGCUGAACUUGAAACGAUGGUUUGCGGUAGUCCAGAUAUACCGCUUAAUUUAUUGAAGUCUGUCGCGACAUAUAAAGGUGUUGAAGCUACUGCACCGUUGGUGCAGUGGUUUUGGGAAGUCAUGGACGAAUUCUCCAAUCAAGAACGAUCGCUUUUCCUUCGUUUUGUUUGGGGUAGAACACGUUUACCGCGCACAAUCGCAGAUUUUAGAGGCAGAGACUUUGUUUUACAAGUAAUGGAUAAAUACAACCCACCGGACCAGUUUCUUCCUGAAAGCUACACUUGCUUUUUCCUUCUGAAAAUGCCGAGAUAUUCGUGCAAAGCAGUCUUACGACAAAAACUGAAAUACGCGAUUCAUUUUUGUAAAAGCAUCGAUACCGACGAGUAUGCCCGAGUACAAGCUGCAACUAAUUCAGACACCGAGGAUACAGAGAGUUUAGCGAGCGAAGAACACACUUCGCUUUAAAUCAUUUGCUGAAAUAAAAAAUAUUUAUGUUUAAAGUGACAUUUCAAGUUAACUUUUUUACAGAUGUGUUCACCAGACUCUCCAAAAAAAAUCCUAUUUUUCUUACACAUUUAUCACAGUAUGCAAAUAUAAAUAAAUACUUAAAUACAUGUACUGCUUUUUAGCACGAACAAUUUACUGUAUAGUAGAUGAUAAUAACAAAAAAUAAAUUACUAAGAAUAAGUC